AUGGUAUCACUCUCCAACCCUCCUCCUAAAAUUGACAGCCUUGUAGUCAGCAAUACCCCUAUUGAUCAGCUGCCAGGAUAUGCUUUUCAAGGUUUCAACAUUAAAAAGUUGAUAUUGCGCAACAACGGGCUACGUGUAAUCCACCCUAAUACCUUCAGUGGAAGUUUAGAAGAUUCUUUGGAAGAAUUGGAGAUAAAGGGCAAUUACAUCGACACAAUACCACAAGCCGGUUUGACAGUUCUCAAAAAACUAAAGAUCCUUUCGCUUCCUGAUAAUCUUAUUGAAUACGUGCCAGACAAUGCAUUUUUGUCUUAUCACAGUCGAGACACUAUUCAAAAAUUAGACUUGAGCGCCAAUAAUUUGACAGCGAUUCAUCCUACAGGCUUUCUAGGCUUGGAAAAUCUUUCACAACUGUCACUGGACAAAAAUCUAUUACAUGAAAUACCAACAGACGCUUUGGCCAACGUUCAAACACUAGAAGAUCUAAGUUUAGGAGUUAAUCAAAUUUCAACUGUUCCUACUGACUCCUUGCCACUUCCCCUAUUGAAAUCCCUUAGCUUGGAAGUUAAUAAUAUACGAAAUAUUCCGCUAGAUAGUUUUAGAUCAAUUCCACUCUUAGCCUAUUUAUACCUCGGAAAUAAUCUUCUUACUUCAAUUGAUCCGUCAAUUUUCUAUCAUAUCAAACAUUUAAAAGUUCUUUCAAUGGGUAACAACAAAGAUAUUACCGUGAUACAUAAAGACUCUUUUCAAUAUGUUCCCGAGCUAAUACGAAUAGAACUUAGUGAUUGUUCAAUUACUCACAUAGAGAAUGGCGCUUUAAAACACACGCACAAUUUGCAAGUCAUAAUUCUUACAAGAAAUCAAAUCACACAUAUACCACACGAUAUCUUCUCAAAUCUUCCUCAAAUUUCUAUGAUUGAUUUGAGUAGCAACGCGAUUAAUAGAAUCGAUGAUUUCGCUUUUAGCCAACUUCCCAUGCUGAAUAACCUUGAUUUAAGUAGCAAUCGUCUCGAGACCAUCCCUAAUAAUAUGAUUUAUGACUCAUUGACCUUCAAGAACCCAUCAAUAAGCCGAAAACUUCUGCUACACAAUAAUCCAUGGCGAUGUGACAAAGAUUUGUCCUGGCUUCGCAAGUGGCUGCGUAAUAAUGGAGAUGUAAUGAUCUCAAAUGGAAUGGAUGGAUUAUCAGCCAAAUGCUGGACUCCUUCCAACUUGAGUGGAUUGGACUUGCGGCAAACUGAUCCUGCAACUACGCAACUAUCCAAACCAAAAAUUGAAGAAAAAAUGAAGAAAAUUUUGAAACCCGCGAAAACUCUCUUAAUACCAGAUCGUCAGGAACUUGAUUCAACAAAACCGCAUACAAUUAUUAAUGGCCUCGGAGUAGUAGGAAUCGUUCUAGUUGCGCAAACAUGCGUUUGUUCCGAACUUCACAAUGGCGUCGUUCUUGAUUGUUCGAAAACGGAUGCAUUUAAAACGAUGGAGAUGCUUCAACAAAAUCAAGCCCUUGUUGGACUAAUACAAUCACUAACAAUGCAGGAAGGAAAUUUAACAACGAUUCCUCCAAACUUCUUUUCUGGAUUAUACAUCAAAAAGCUUGAUUUAUCGUAUAAUGAAAUGAAGUCUAUUGAUGAUCACGCUUUUGAUGGAAUAAAUCCAGUGUUGCAAGAGCUUGUACUUAAUCACAACAAACUUAAGAAGAUUCCUUCUAAACCUUUGAAUAGUCUUGCAAUGCUUCUCAAGCUUGAUCUUUCCAAUAAUACAAUUAACGAUAUUGACGAAAAUGACAUUUUCCCGGCACUCACAAAGGUAUACGAUAUCAACCUUGGAAGUAACAACAUCUCUUCUAUCCAUACAAGCACAUUCCAAAAUGUAAAAAACACGCUACAAACUAUUAAUCUGGGUCACAAUCAGUUGAAAACAGUUCCUUCUUCGGCAAUUCGCGGAAUGAAGCAGUUGCAAUCACUACACUUGCAUCACAACAAGAUUAAACAGCUGGAAGCUCUAAAUUUUCUAAAUUUGCCAGUAUUGAAUCUUCUAAAUCUGGCAGGAAAUCAAAUUAGUGAUUUGAAUCGUCAAGCAUUUCUUAAUGUGCCAAACUUGCGUUAUCUGUAUCUCACAGAUAACAAGAUUGCCAAACUUAUGAGCCAUCAGUUUGCAUCAUUCGAACAACUCGAAAUGUUGGAUUUGACUGGCAAUAAUAUAGAAGAAAUUCCAAGCGAAUGCCUAUCUAAUUUGAAAGAGCUUCGGCAGUUGUAUAUUGGCAACAAUAAAAUCGAGAAAAUUGGGGUCAACGCCUUCGCAAACAGCUCGAUUGUAAUAUUAGUGCUGGCCCACAACAAGUUGACAAUCCUUCCCGAGGGUAUUCUCACCGGUCUACCAAAUCUCCAGCAAGUCUCAUUUCGUUCAAACCAGGUUGGUACUUUACGUGGUAAAUGUUGGUCAAGAAUAAAGCAAAUUCAUCAAAACGCAUUUUAUAAUGAACCGUCUUUGGUGAUGAUUGAUCUCGGAGGAAAUCAGCUGACAGAAAUUGCACCAUCAACAUUUUUGGCUCAACUCAACUUGCUACUCAUUGAUUUAAGCGCUAAUAAGCUUGUAAAAACUCCAUACGCUGCUUUCAAUAGACGUGUUGGAACUGUUUUGUUAAAAGAAAACCCGUUGGUUUGCACCGAAAAGAUUCAUAUGAUGCAAGAUGGAACAGGAAUCAAUAUUGAGGACAGCGAGGAUUUGAUUUGUAAAGGGAAAACAAAUACAACCUCAACGUCACCAACCACAACUACCUCUCACCCGGCAUUGAUUCAGAUGCCAAGGUUAUUGCCGAAAAAGUUUCUUGCAACUCUUAAUCCGAAAGAGUCUACAGUUGUUCCCUCUGGUGCUUUUCAACAAGCUGGACUUAUUAACUCUCUAGCAAAUGGCCACUCUAGAUUCGUAUUGAAUACUCAAGACGUGCCAAGAAUUCCAAUGCCCACAGAGUUUGCUUUUGAUGAUAAUACUCCACCAAAUGAACCAAUAAUGAAGCCGGCAGUAUUACCCACAAGAGAAGAUAUGCCGUCCGAGUCACCUCAAAUCACCACAUCAAGUGCGCCAAGACUCUACACAGAUAUAGCUGAUAACCCAAAUCUCAUUCAUCCAUUCCCAGUACCAUUCCUCAAGCGUGGACCAACCAUUAAUCAUGCAACAGCUGUCAAGAAACCGAUAGUACGGGAGCCAGCUCCGGAGCAGCAUACACUUCCGCCUUCUAUUCUCAUUGAGCCUGGAAGUACUCCAAGAUUUAACACAUCACAAGCACCCGAACAAACACGAGUCAACACUGAGAAAUUUGAAGAGUUUACGUUACGAUCAUCUGCAGCAAAAAUUGAGAAUGAGGAUCAAAGAAGAGCUGGACCACCAAAUAAAUCAAUGUUCCCUACUACAAUUGUGAUGAUUUGUGUCGGAACAGCUUUAAUAGUAAUGAUUGCAGUUGUUAUCGGGUUAUGCAUCAGCAAACAUAGGCAGUUGCAUUUCGAAAACAGUUACACUGAAUCUAGUGUGGCGAGAACAAGCGAAUAUGUCACAGCUCAAGCUCAUUUGAAUUCAAUGUAUGGAACACAUAACUCCAGAACUGGUAGAUUUGAAGAAUCUCCUGCUUGGAUUUACAACCCUGGAGCCAACUACUGUAAUUACUAUAAAUAAUGCGACUGGGUCAAACUCGCUGCUGGAUGCUUCCUUUUCCCCGGCACCGUCAAGCCGAGUCAAUUGAGCGGGACGACGUCGAAAUAG
Caenorhabditis bovis is the source of this 3756-nucleotide messenger RNA. The record is from the annotation of a GenBank genome assembly. NCBI's taxonomy places the organism in Eukaryota, Metazoa, Nematoda, Chromadorea, Rhabditida, Rhabditidae.